Messenger RNA from Lactuca sativa (garden lettuce), 2566 nucleotides. RefSeq names its product S-type anion channel SLAH2. Gene Ontology annotation, cellular component: membrane. Gene Ontology annotation, molecular function: voltage-gated monoatomic anion channel activity. Lineage: Eukaryota; Viridiplantae; Streptophyta; Magnoliopsida; Asterales; Asteraceae. The record is from RefSeq and is a predicted model, not a curated record. Gene Ontology annotation, biological process: transmembrane transport; intracellular monoatomic ion homeostasis.
AGAAAUUUGAAUUUCAUAAAUUAGCCAAGAAAUCGGGGAUUCUAAUCCAAUCUAUAUUUAAAAUGGAUGAGAACGUUUCCGUUUCAUAUAUACCUACAUCCAAGAUUUCUUAUAUACCCAACAUUUUGAUUCUGCUAUACCGAGGGUGAUCAUGCUCCAGGUAUGUAAUAAUUCAUAUCUUAUUUUCGUAUAUCUCCCCAACCUAGGGUUUUUACUUUUUAGUUCCUUCUCCAAUCCUUCCGGUCGCCUCCUUCCUUGCAUCUGCAUUCUUGCCCCCUUUCCAAUUCGUUACCUGUUGCUCGAAAAACAUGCGGUUCAUUGAUUGUAAGGUUCAUCAAAAACUUUGAAUCACUUCGGUUCUUUGUUUUUUUUUUUUUACAUCUUUUUCAGUUUUUUCGUUUGUAGCAGUCAUUUUUGUGUUUUUGAAGGAACCGGGGGAUAUGAGUGAUAGGUUCUUUGUGCCACAACGAUGGUUUUGAAGUCACCCUUAGUCCCUACAAAAACUUGAUUUAAGAAGGUACAACUCAAUGAUGCAUGUCUUACUACCCCAAGAGUACAAGUUUUUCUUCAUUUUCUGCAUCUACAGUGUAUAAGCUUCAAACACUUGGCAGUUCUAGAAGUCCCCAGCAGCGACAAGUUGAAUGUAAUGGCACACAGCAAGAAGAUUAGUGGAGAGUCAAAACAGGAUUCCCCUGAAAUGCUUCUUCCAUCACUGAUCAGAUCUGCAGAUGCCAACCAAAUUCUGGAUUUUGAUUUCAACCAAAAUGCCUCAAAUUCUCAUUUUAUGGAGCCCAAUGGAAACGAGAUUGAUAGCCCGGAUAACAUUUCGAAUCAACAAAGAAAACAAUCUGUUUCGGUUAACAUUCCACCUUCACCAGUCGAUGCCAAAAGAGUUUUGUUCAAAGAGGAACAUGAAGCAAUCGGAAUCCAUAGCCCGAAAAAUCCAGACAUCAUGUCCAACGCCCAUGAGCUCAAAUUUAAUCCACAGACGGGCUGCGGAAUUGAUGAGACGGGGCGGGGGAAAUCCCUGGACCAUCUCAUCCUCCCAAUAAAGAACACUAGGAUGGAUGGUUUGAAGGACAAAAGAUACAACUCAUUCAAAACAUGGUCGGGUCGACUUGAGAGACAACUUUCCACGUUACGUGGAAAAUCAUGUAACGCUCUAGAGAUAAACCCUCCCCAAAACCUUCAAGGGGAGAGUUUAUCUGUAGACCGAUACUUCGAUGCUUUAGAAGGACCGGAGUUGGAGACUCUUAGGGCUUCUGAGGAAAUAAUGCUCCCCGAAGACAAAAAAUGGCCGUUUCUUCUUCGUUACCCGAUCUCAUCAUUUGGUAUAUGUCUCGGUGUUAGUAGCCAAGCAAUAAUGUGGAAGCAUUUAGCCUCAACCGCUUCAACACAUUUCCUUCAUAUAAGCCUUAGAGUGAACUAUACUCUAUGGUGCAUAUCGGUCCCUCUUUUCGCAGUUGUGGCCUCAACAUACCUUCUAAAAGUGAUCUUUUACUUUGAAGCGGUUCGAAGAGAAUACUACCACCCGAUUAGAGUUAACUUCUUUUUUGCCCCGUGGAUCGCGUUACUCUUUUUGGCUAUUGGAGUUCCCGAUAGUAUCACUACAAAGUUGCCUCACUCUUUAUGGUAUAUGUUAAUGACACCGAUUUUAUGUCUAGAGCUCAAGAUUUAUGGGCAAUGGAUGUCCGGCGGGCAACGGCGGUUGUCCAAGGUGGCGAACCCGUCCAACCACUUAUCGGUGGUUGGGAACUUUGUCGGGGCCCUGUUGGGCGCAUCAAUGGGACUCAAGGAAGGCCCGAUUUUCUUUUUUGCGGUUGGGUUGGCUCAUUAUACAGUUUUGUUUGUAACAUUGUAUCAAAGACUUCCAACUAAUGAAACCCUCCCGAAAGAGCUUCAUCCUGUUUUCUUUCUAUUUGUUGCCGCUCCAAGUGUUGCCUCGAUGGCAUGGGCCAAAAUCAAUGGAUCCUUUGAUUAUGGCUCGCGUAUCGCAUACUUCAUUGCCUUGUUUCUCUAUUUUUCACUGGCGGUUCGUGUAAAUUUCUUUAGGGGAUUCCGGUUCUCAUUGGCGUGGUGGGCUUACACAUUCCCAAUGACCGGAGCUGCAAUCGCCACAAUUAGAUACUCAAGUGAGGUCUCGAACAUAGUAACCAAGUUGUUAUCAGUAACCCUGUCAACAGCUGCUACGGUUACCGUGACAGGGCUACUGAUAACAACAAUUGUUCAUGCUUUUGUGCUACGGGACCUUUUCCCGAACGACAUUGGGAUUGCAAUUAGUGGCCGGAAACCAAAAACACAACGGAAAUGGUUUCACCGGGGCACAUGUGGCUCAGUCAAAGAUGUUGAAGACCCCUUUAAAUCCGUGAGCUCCAGCGAUGAAAAGGUUGAGGAGGAUCCGGUAAAUGUAAACGGAUAUCAAUAAGAGUAAUGUAUCUGAUACCUACGGUUUGAGUUAUUAGUCAAAGGAGGAACUUAGUUUAGAAAAGUUCCAAUGAACUUGGAUGUAUAUAGUAUGGCUUUUACACAAUAUAAAAUAUAAGCAUGUUGUUGUUGUUUUGUCGAA